GUCACCAGAUCCGAAACCCCGAUUUCAUUUAUUACCCACGACAUGAGUAAGUUGGGCUGAAAGUCCAUUCUGCUCUCUGGACCUGGGACGUAUUGGGGUUAAGUGGAAAAAAAUCAAUCUAGUCCAGUCCAAGGAAAACAGUGGAGUAGUAUCGUGAGAACUGAGAAGGUCUUCGAUCAAAGGCUCUCUCCAUUGCAGGCUUGCAGUUUCGUCUUGGCAAGAACAGUUCUGAGAAACAACUGAACUGAGGGUUCGUCAAGGAAAAGUCAAGAAAUCAAGAGAAGGAGAAGGAGCAAUUGGCGUCGUGUCUCGCACUCAGCAUCUUACCCUUCUGUACGAUUUGCUCUAUCAAGUUUGAUUCCCAAAUUGCUUCCUCUUUUUCUAUUCCAAUCCCAACGCCGCCUGCGACCUCAAUCUUAAACUUGAGGUGAGCUUUCCUUGUUCAUCCUUUUUACGAUGGGGCUGCUAUGGUUUCCGGGAGUGGAGAUGAGUAUGGUUGUUAUCUUUAGUACACAGUUGGCUGGAUGAAUCGUCAUAGCAGUUUUUACUUUGAAGUGGCUAGGUUAGGGAUGCCCUCGCUAUGGGCCGUAGUCAGCUGAUGUCUUAAUAGAUCCUCGUCAGUGAUCGUUUUCUUCUCUUCAUUCCUCAGUAUAGGGUAGGGUAGGGUAGGGUAUAGAUAGUGACUUGGAUUGAAGUUGUGGAGUUAUUCCCCUGGAAGAUCUAUGUGGAAUUUUUUGCCUGUAGUUAGUUGUGGGGUUUCAGCGCAGCUAAUUGCUUCUUGUGGGCACUGACUAGGCAAGCAUUGCCUUUGGCUUGUCAGGUUUCUGAAGUAGUGCAGGGCUAUGGCUGGGUUUUUUUUUCUCGUUUGAAUGGCUGGCAGUUCAGGGCAGAAAUGAGAGACGACGGUAGUUCAAUGUUAAUGGGAGAUAAGUCCUAGAAACCCUGGUGCCAACUUCAGUUGGCCAUUUGAUGCUGCUAAUGGGAGAUAAGUCCUAGAAGAAGGCUAUCCCUAUCCUGACUCCUGACUACAUUUGUCAGUUCGCAUGAUUUGAUAGCGUCCCUGAAUCAAAUGAAAAACACUUACCAAUGUGGUUCAAUCCCACUGACAUCUUUUGUGUGCCAAGCAAUUCCUGGGACUCGGUCUCUCAUAGUUUUGCUAAUUGCGGUCAUGAUGAUGGAUGUUGUGUUUUUAGGAUAUACAGGGAAUGUUUUUCCGAGAUUUUAUAUUACACCUGGUUCUUUGUUUGUAGCUAUGAUUGUGAUGCUCCAGUGAUUGUUUUUGCAAGCAUUUUUUUUUUUUUUAUAAAUGCAACUUAUGGAGAUUGAAUCAGGUGAGAAAAUGCUGAUCUUUUGAUUAAUCUUGCUCUUUCAUUCACAGAGAAAUGGCUGGAAGAUCCGAAAUGCAAGGGAGAGAGCCGGUAAACGAGCAGAUGGUAGCAAACAUGUACACAUCCAUGAGAACUGAGCUAAACCAGAUAUACUCCAAAAUCACUGAACUGGAGAUGGAAGUGAGCGAGCACUCAUUGGUCAUUAAUGCCAUCCAACCCCUCGACCCUACCAGGCGCUGCUACCGCAUGAUCGGAGGGGUGCUCGUAGAGAGGAACAUCAAGGAGGUCCUGCCAGCAGUGCAGCGUAACAAAGAAGGGAUCGAGGAAGUAGUUGCCAGGCUGAACGAAGCCCUGGAAAAGAAGAAGAAGGAGAUUGCCGACUUUGAAGCUAAAUACAAGAUCAGGAUGAGGAAAGCUGAUAGUGACAUGAAGGAUGAAGAAGGUAGCAAGAAGGAAGGCGGCUCCCAGGGAGUCCUUGUGGGCCCUGCAGGCUCAGCGGACUGAAUCAUUCAGACGCAAGUUCCAUCCUUGUUUUCAUGAUCGUCUGUUCGCAUAGCCAUGCUGCACACCAUCUUAGAUCGAAUAACUCAGUUUCAGUUGU
Linum trigynum is the source of this 1929-nucleotide messenger RNA. NCBI's taxonomy places the organism in Eukaryota, Viridiplantae, Streptophyta, Magnoliopsida, Malpighiales, Linaceae. The record is from the annotation of a GenBank genome assembly.